AUGAAUCUGGUCCAAAACACGCAUUCUGCGACCAAGGCUGCCGGCCGGAAACGACUUCGAAAGAUCUGGUCCUGCCUGGAAUGCCGGCGGCGGCGGCUGCACUGCGAUCGAGUCACACCAGUAUGCGGACGCUGUUCGAAAUCGAAGAAGCCUGAGAAGUGUCAGUACUUGCAUAACGAAGAGCAUUCUCCGCCCCAGGACGAAGUGAGCAUGAAAAAUCGGGCAGUCGAACCACCAGGUGUCAGUAGCACUUUGGUGGUACAGAGCCAGAACGUGCUCGGACAAGACAGCAUCUCUUUCGAUGGCAUCGCGAAGGGACUGGGUGAAGUUGAUGGCAUGUCGUCUCAGUCGAUGCACUUCAAUCACGUCGAUCUCCCGACCUCUUCAAAUUGUUUCAUGACAAGCAUACCGGCCGUCCAUCUCGCCACUCCAGAAUCCACGGCGCUGCCACUGGAGCAGCGAUCAAAGCAGCAGGCCUGGAAGGAUGCCUCUGAUAGUACAUGUGUCGGUUCUAUGGUCGACAGUAUCCCUGGCCUGCAAGAUCUUACGAAGGAAGCUUUCAGAGAGUAUGCAGUCAUGGGACAGCUUCGCCUCAACAUGCACAAGGCCGAGAUCGAGAGCUAUCAACUCCAUCAAACUCGACACCUUCCCAAAGACGCAGACCUGAGGACCUACCUGCCUCCAAAAGAGGAAGCAGACAAUCUUGUGAAGAUCUACUUUGCAAGGCUAGGUGGAAUCUACAACAUCCUCGAUCGAUCGACAUUUGAAGAAAGGUAUACCGCCAUGUGGAACGAAGAGCCCGCCCAGAAUGGAUACUCGACUGUGGUCAUGCUUCUGGUAAUCUCCAUAGCCAUGUGCCUGCAGUCGACGUCAGCGGUACAGCCUGUUGAUGAAAGAACGUGCUAUCGAGACCGCGCGACAACCAUCAUCACAGCUUGUCGACUCUACGUCGAAGAGACUCUCAGCAGACGAUACAACAUCGAGGAGUUUCAAGCACAGUGCUUGCUGUUGUGGGCCGAGCAGCUGAAUGCUCGAAGGUACAAGCAGACGUACGCCAAUGCGGGAAAGCUGCUGCGAACCUUCAUGUGUGCUGGCUUGCCCAAGUAUCUGAACAGUCAGAGAGGUCGAGAUCUCCCGAGCUCGGAGAAAGAGCUGCGCAGAAAGAUCUGGAUGGCUGCUCUGGAGUUCGAACUUCAAGCAGCGUUCGAGCAGGGUAUGCCGCCAACUGUCUUUCCAACUCCCAACGUUGGUGUUGUGGCUGGAAGUCCUGUACCUGGUACAGAUACCGAGAGGUCUGCAGACUCUCAGAAAGUGUUAAACGACCAGCCGACCCUGACGACUCUCCAUGCCAGCUUCUGCAUCCGGCAUCAACUUUUCCUACGGCUGAACAGUACUACGGCCACCCUCACAUUCUCAGAAGCAAAGACAAAAGCGGAAGGCCUGACAACGAAAAGCUCACGCUCCGAAAGCGUGCCAGAAGCUGCUGCUACGCUAACGAUUCGCCAGUACCUGCUUGCACUCCAUCACCGCCAGCUGCAGCACAGCACCUCAUCAUUUGAGAGUAGUCUUCACAGAACAGCACUCGUCCAACACGCAAGCUCGAUGGUCGAAAUCGGUCACAGCUUUUGGCAAGCUGGAGACCCUACCUUGGAGUUCUUGGCUGGCCACCAGAUUCGGGCGGCAUUGGCUGUUGUCCGUGUAUGUCUUACCAGCAUUGGUAGCAGUGACCACCUGCUUCGAUCAUUCCUACAGAACGAAGUCCAAGGUCUGCUCAACAAGGCCAUCGAGUUGAUACAGCUUAGGGUCACUCGUUUCACCGGCGAUCAGAGACAGCUCUGGACAGCUCUUGCCGCGCAGGCCCUGGUAAACAUCGGGCAUGGCCUCACCACCGAGGAAGAAGGUCUGCGAGCAGCAGUCGAUCGAUGUUUGGAGACAUUGGCCGGGUUGGGCCUUUUAGGAAGCCCGAAAAGUCCAGGGACCGACCACUUGAAAGUAGGCGAUCAAUGUGAGAGUCUGAUAAUGUCGCCUGGAAGAGCAAGGGGUCUCGAGACCUGGGCACUUGACGAUUGGUUCGAUAUUGAUUCGAUGGAUUUCAGUGCGAAUUUUCAGUGA
This is a messenger RNA of Zasmidium cellare ATCC 36951, 2112 nucleotides long. RefSeq lists its product as uncharacterized. The transcript has a single exon. Gene Ontology annotation, cellular component: nucleus. Gene Ontology annotation, biological process: regulation of transcription by RNA polymerase II; DNA-templated transcription. Lineage: Eukaryota; Fungi; Ascomycota; Dothideomycetes; Mycosphaerellales; Mycosphaerellaceae. Bases 1 to 2112 code for a protein of 703 amino acids. Gene Ontology annotation, molecular function: zinc ion binding; RNA polymerase II cis-regulatory region sequence-specific DNA binding; DNA-binding transcription activator activity, RNA polymerase II-specific. The record is from RefSeq and is a predicted model, not a curated record.